AUGGACUUGUUAGAGAGACCCCGUAAUUUGUCACAGUGUAAACGUUGGAAAACCAACGAUGAGGGCCGAAAAACACAUACCUCAAUUGAACAGAUAAAAGUCGAAUCAUCGAUCGAGCGGAUCUACGACCGGUACGAGCAGCUCGCCGCCCUAGAUCCGACACUGCCCAAGAUUAACCGCGAUGACCAUGCGCAUUACUUGCAGACCUCACUCGAGCGCUUGACGUCGUCGUACGAAAGUCUGGACAGUAGCCGGCCCUGGAUGGUGUACUGGAUAAUGAAUUCGGCCAGCAUACUGAAUCUGCGCUUUUCCCACGAGCUGCUCGACCGGGUGGUGGACUUUCUCGUGAAAUGUCGUGCCAAGGAGGGUGGAUUUGGUGGUGGACCGGGUCAGUAUCCCCAUCUAGCCACUACGUACGCAGCAGUAAAUUCGCUUUGCACUAUCGGAACGGAGAAAGCACUGGAAGCGAUCGAUCGACGCACGCUCAAACAGUUCUUUUGGUCGGUGCGGGAAAGUAACGGUGCGUUCCGGAUGCACGUCGGAGGCGAGCUGGACGUACGCGGAGCAUACUGUGCCAUUUCAUCGGCCAAGCUGUGCUCCUUCUCGCCGGAAGAGGAAGCGAAACUGUUCGAGGGAACGGCCGCCUGGGUCGCGGAAUGUCAAACGUACGAGGGUGGUUUCGGUGGAGCACCAGAUUUGGAAGCGCACGGUGGUUAUUCGUUCUGUGCUGCCGCGGCCAUUAUGCUGCUGGGUGGUGAGCAUAGGUGUGACCUACAUGCCCUACUAAGGUGGACCGUAAAUCGUCAGAUGGCAUACGAAGGAGGCUUUCAGGGACGCACGAACAAACUGGUCGAUGUUUGCUAUUCAUUUUGGCAGGGUGCACUGGUACCGAUCGUCCAAGGACUUAUCGCGCGUAAAGAAGGCCAGCAGCACAUCAUGAAUGUGAGUCUUUUCAAUCGUUACGCACUACAGGAGUACAUCAUACUCUGUUGCCAGCGACCUACCGGAGGUUUAGUUGAUAAACCUGGGAAACCAUCGGAUAUAUAUCACACCUGCUACGCGCUCAGCGGGCUGGCCGUUGCACAGCACUGUGAAACUCACAGCCCACCUUUGGUGUUGGGUAACGAGCUAAACGAAGUACUACCGACACAUCCGGUACACAAUAUUCCACCCAAAGCAGCACUGGAGGCCUACCGUUACUUCCUAGAGUUCGAUCAACCGGCAUCCGCUGCGGAUGAACGAUCCAAUGGGAAGAACGAAGACGAUGUGCCGAUGGAUGAUAUCUCCGAGAACGUGUCCGAACGUCAAUCAUCAUCAAACAUGUCGGAGGACAGUAGCAGUAACUACACAAGCAGCCGGGCAUCGGAAUUUUGA
Messenger RNA from Anopheles maculipalpis, 1374 nucleotides. RefSeq names its product protein farnesyltransferase subunit beta (gene Fntb). The transcript has 3 exons. Gene Ontology annotation, cellular component: protein farnesyltransferase complex. Gene Ontology annotation, biological process: protein farnesylation. The coding region runs from base 1 to 1374 and encodes 457 amino acids. Lineage: Eukaryota; Metazoa; Arthropoda; Insecta; Diptera; Culicidae. Gene Ontology annotation, molecular function: protein farnesyltransferase activity. The record is from RefSeq and is a predicted model, not a curated record.